CGAGCCGUGCCGUGCGAUCCUCUUCCAGGGUAAAGUGGUUCAGGCGCUCAACUGCAUAAUGUCUAAAUCUGGAUCUCGGCCGAACGCGAACAAGGGGCCGACGGGCGCGGCGGCGGUCAAUGCCCGCUGCAAGAACUCGCUCGCCAAGAAGAGAAGCCAUCUUGCUGCGAAGGCGGCGGCAUGCUGGAAGAAGGCUGGCACCGCGCUGACCAAACAGGCAAGCGGAUCCAAAUCCAAGCUCGCGGUGCAAUUGGACGAGGUGCACCUCGACAAGAAGAAACCUGGCGCUCUCCAGAGGGAGAUGCUGACCAACCUCCACCUGAUUGGCAUGCGCAAAAAGACCAUCCUGGUAAGCGACUCUUGGAAGGCCAUGGUGUCCGCGUUCAAGGCGUUCAAGGACAGCAAUGGGUGGACUGCGAGUGACAUCAAGCACGAGCUGGUGGUGCACUCCACGGGGGAGAUCAGAGUCUCCCCGCGGUGCGGCGGGCGGAUGCCGAGCCACUCCGAUCGGCAGAAGUGGCGCGACCUGUUCGCCGAGCUGCAGUGGCGGAAACUGGCGGCCACCCAGGCGCUCGACUACGGCCACACCUUCUUCGUCCCAUUCUGCUCCUUCGCCCGCGAGUGCGUGCCAGAGCCGCAGUGA
Prorocentrum cordatum is the source of this 643-nucleotide messenger RNA. The record is from the annotation of a GenBank genome assembly. Lineage: Eukaryota; Dinophyceae; Prorocentrales; Prorocentraceae.